Messenger RNA from Passer domesticus (house sparrow), 2640 nucleotides. RefSeq names its product chromosome 23 C11orf52 homolog (gene C23H11orf52). Gene Ontology annotation, cellular component: extracellular exosome. The transcript has 5 exons. Bases 151 to 522 code for a protein of 123 amino acids. The record is from RefSeq and is a predicted model, not a curated record. Lineage: Eukaryota; Metazoa; Chordata; Aves; Passeriformes; Passeridae.
GGGACAGCUCCGGUAGAUGGCACACGGGGCCGGCGCUCCGAAACCCGACACUGGCAGACACUCCCCGAGAGCCAGGGGCCGAGCAGGAACCAGGAAAUACAAGCUCAGCCCGCCCGGGGAGCUCGGCAUCGGCGGGGAAGGAGCAGCGACAUGGGCAACCUGUGCGGCUGCGGCCGGCGCUGGAAGUGUCCUUCACCUUUCAAGAGGAAGAAGGAGAAGCAAGGAGCUAAUGGGAGGCACGAGGCUCAACAGCAGCAGCCUGGCAGGAAGGCUGUGCCAGGCGCGGUCCCCACGUAUGAAGACGUGCCAGAGGUGCCCGUGUAUGCCACGCUGGGCGGGCCCAGGGCCGGGCAGCAGGAGGACAGCAUCCACUACGCCGACAUCCAGGUGCUGUCCAGGGCAGGGCAGCGCUCGGCGGCCGAGCUCAGGAGCCUGCAGCUGCAGAACGCCACCGAGUACGCCACGCUCAACUUCCCCAGGGCCAGGCUCAAGUACGACAGCAAAAACGGGACCUUGGUCUGAAGGACUCCGUGGCCUCGCCCUCGUCUUUCAGCAGGAAGGGGAGGUCACAGCUGUGGGUGCAAGGAGACCUCGUGGGCACGGCUGGGAGUUGGCAGAGGUGUGUGUCCCACCUCGGACGUUCUCACUGAGGAGUUUCCCGUCUGAUUGUGCUGGGAACAACGCCGGCUCCCCUUGGGGGAGCUGUCCCUGGAGCUGGCAGCCAGCUCCUGCCAGCCCUGCCAGGUGGCAGAGCUGCUGAAGGCUCAGGGCUGCGGGCAGAAAAUCCCUGCUGUGGCACAGCUCCAGCCUUUGGGGGUGCUGCUCUGGGAGUCCAGGAGUUCAGCACUGAAGGGAUGUUUUGGUGCUGCCCUUGGGAAUCCAGGAAUUCAGAACUACAUGGGAGGCUUUGGUGAUGCCUUUGGGAAUUCAGCACUAAAGGGAGGUUUUGGUGCUGCUCUGGGAAUUCAGGAAUUCAGCACUAAAGGAAGGUUUUGGUGCUGCUCUGGGAAUUCAGGAAUUCUGGACUAAAGGGAGGUUUUCAUGCUGCUUCUGGGAAUCCAGGAGUUCAGCACUGAAGGGACGUUUUGGUGCUGCCCUUGGGAAUCCAGGAAUUCAGAACUACAUGGGAGGCUUUGGUGAUGCCUUUGGGAAUUCAGCACUAAAGGGAGGUUUUGGUGCUGCUCUGGGAAUUCAGGAAUUCACGACUAAAGGGAGGUUUUCAUGCUGCUUCUGGGAAUCCAGAAGUUCAGCACUAAAUGGAGGUUUUGGUGCUGCCUUUGAUAAUUCAGCACUAAAGGGAGGUUUUGGUGCUGCCUUUGUGGAUUCAGGAAUUCAGCACUAAAGGGAGGUUUUGGUGCUGCUCUGGGAAUUCAGGAAUUCAGCACUAAAGGGAGGUUUUGGUGCUGCCUUUGGGAAUUCAGGAGUUCAACACUAAAGGGAGGUUUUGGUGCUGCCUUUGGGAAUUCAGGAGUUCAGCACUAAAGGGAGGUUUUGGUGCUGCCUUUGGGAAUUCAGGAAUUCAGCACUAAAGGGAGGUUUUGGUGUUGCUCUGGGAAUUCAGGAAUUCAGCACUAAAGGGAGAUUUUGGUGCUGCCUUUGUGGAUUCAGGAAUUCAGGACUAAAGGGUACAGCACCUGGCAGCCAGAAAUGCAGAAUUAGGAGGGUGCAGAACCAUUUCUGUCACUGAUGGGCUGUUCAGAGGUGCACCCUCACUCCUCUGUGCAAACAAGUGAGGAGAGAGCUCCUGGCUGGGACUGGAAGUGAAACCAGGGGAAAUUGGCAGUUUAGCUGCCUCUGUUUAGGGCAGAUCUCCGAGUCCAGCAGCUGCCUGGGACACUGGGAAUGAACCCUGGGCAGCUUCAGAGGAGACUUUGGACUUUGCUUCCACUUUUCCCUCAUUUUGUGCUGCCAGCCCUGGUUAUAAACCCAGUGACACAGAGCACACACCUCGUGGGCCAUCAGCUCCACCUCUCUUUCUGGGUUUGAAAUAAUGUCCACAAUUCAGUGUAGCAAUGGUGCAAACUGGGCAGCACUGGGAGGGCACCAGGGCUCCCCAAAGCCCCUCUGCAGGCACUAAAGCAAGGCCUGGCAUGUUCUGCUCCUCAGUCAGGGCCUGCAGAGCAGAUUCUGGGGCAGCCCCGGGCACUGGCAGCGUUUGGAGAUGGUUUCUUUUAUAAACACACAGAACUUUGCAGUUUAUAACUCAGCUGGGUGGGAAAAGCACGAAGGAGUUCCUGCUCGUGGUGAAAAAUAAAGCUGCUCUUUGUUUUUCUGUGCUGUGCUUGCCAAGGUGGAAAUGUUUGAGGACCAAUCUUCCCAUUUUCCUACGUGCUUUAAUGAGUGCCCGAGCCCCUGGAAUGGUUCUUUAUCUCCCAUUCCCCGAGGAGCUCCGGCUUCCACACCACCCUCGGGGCCGUUCCUGGAAGGACAGCUCAUCCUAGAGACAAUUCCACGCUCCCAUUCCGGUGAUUUCCCCAGGUUUUCCGUGGGGAAUUGUGGAAUCCACGUGUUCUGCAGUAGAGAUUUUCCUGAAGGACUCUGUUUUGCACUGAAUAUUAAAAUCUCCCGCAGUGCCCGCGCUUGCCGUGCGUGCCAGACGAGAGCUGAUGUACCAUUAAAGAUGCGAUAUUCGGUUUUAAG